This is a messenger RNA of Pistacia vera, 1359 nucleotides long. Its product is annotated as spermidine hydroxycinnamoyl transferase-like. Bases 1 to 1359 code for a protein of 452 amino acids. The record is from RefSeq and is a predicted model, not a curated record. NCBI's taxonomy places the organism in Eukaryota, Viridiplantae, Streptophyta, Magnoliopsida, Sapindales, Anacardiaceae. The transcript has a single exon. Gene Ontology annotation, molecular function: acyltransferase activity, transferring groups other than amino-acyl groups.
AUGGCAACUGUGAACUUCAAGAAUUCUUUCAUGGUUAAGCCAGCUGAACCAACUUGGACUGGCCCUUUACCCCUCUCAGAAUGGGAUCAAAUUGGCACCAUAACUCACGUUCCCACCAUCUACUUCUAUCAAAACUCCCCAGAACUCGAUUCAAACUCCAUUAUCAAUACUUUGAAAGAUUCACUCAGCCGUGCUUUAGUCCCGUUCUACCCUCUUGCAGGCCGUUUGCGUUGGAUAGGCAAUGGUCGUCUAGAGCUCGACUGCAAUGCGGAAGGUGUUCGGUUCAUUGAGGCUGAGUCUCAAGCUAAACUUGAAUCUUUAGGUGAUUUCUCGCCUUCCCCGGAGUAUGAAUAUCUUGUUCCUUCUGUUGAUUAUAGCAUCCCGAUUCAAGAAAUCCCGCCGUUGCUUGUGCAAGUUACAAGGUUUCAAUGUGGUGGGAUUAGUCUCAGUUUCACUAUUUCUCAUGCUGUUGUGGAUGGCCCGAGCGCGCUUCAUUUCAUAUCCGAGUGGGCGAGAAUCGCCCGUGGUGAGCCUUUAAGUAUGGCACCGUUUCUUGACCGAAGAGUCAUGAGAGCCGGAGAGCCUCCGGUUGAUUCUCUUCCAGUGUCUGGUCAUGAUCAUGAAGAAUUUAACCAUCCGCCGCUCCUGCUCGGGCAAUCAAACAACUUGGAAGAGCGCAAAAAGAAGACCACCGUAGCCAUGUUGAAGCUGAGCAAAUCUCAAGUGGAGAAGCUGAAAAACAUGGCUAAUGAAGGCAAAAACGGCAGCGGCACUCGCCCGUUUAGCCGGUACGAGACAGUGACAGCACAUGUAUGGCGUUGUGCGUGCAAGGCGCGAGGGCACAUGCCUCAGCAGUCCACUGCAUUAGGUAUAUGUGUCGAUUCACGUAGCCGCAUUCAGCCACCACUGCCACUUGGCUUCUUUGGGAAUGCCACCCUUGAUGUCAUCGCCGUCAGCUGCGCCGGUGAGCUCGUUUCGAAGCCAUUAGGAUUUGCAGCGAGCAAAAUAAGGGUAGCGAUAAUGACAGUGACUAGUGAGUUUGUGAAGUCAGGGAUUGAGUUCUUGAAGAAUCAACCAGACUUGACAAAGUUUCAAGAUCUUCAUGCAUUGGGGGGCACUGAAGGUCCUUUUUAUGGAAACCCUAAUCUUGGGGUGGUGAGCUGGUUGACGCUGCCGAUGUACGGCAUUGAUUUCGGGUGGGGGAAGGAGGUUUAUAUGGGGCCUGGGAGUCAUGAUUUUGAUGGGGAUUCAUUGAUUUUGCCAAAUCCUAAAGAAGAUGGAGGGUUGAUUCUUGCAUUGUGUUUGCAAGUUGGGCAUGUGGAAGCUUUCAAGAAGUAUUUCUAUGAAGAUAUCAUGUAG